Messenger RNA from Ogataea angusta, 603 nucleotides. RefSeq lists its product as uncharacterized. NCBI's taxonomy places the organism in Eukaryota, Fungi, Ascomycota, Pichiomycetes, Pichiales, Pichiaceae. Gene Ontology annotation, molecular function: FMN binding; NAD(P)H dehydrogenase (quinone) activity. The record is from RefSeq and is a predicted model, not a curated record. The transcript has a single exon. The coding region runs from base 1 to 603 and encodes 200 amino acids.
AUGGCUAAAAUCGCAAUUGUUAUCUACUCCCUCUACCACCACAUCGCCACUCUCGCCAAGGAAGUCGCCAAGGGUAUCGAGUCCGUUGGCUCCACCGCAGAUAUCUUGCAGGUUCCUGAAACUCUCAGCCCUGAACUUCUCAAGGUGCUCCACGCUCCUGAAAGACCAGACUUCCCAGCCGCCACUGUCGAGGCUUUGAAGGAAUACGACGGUAUCAUCUUUGGUAUUCCAACCAGAUACGGUAACUUCCCAUCUCAAUUGAAGGCUUUCAUUGAUGCUACUGGUGGACUGUGGGCUAGCGGUGCUCUGUACCACAAGACUGCUGGUGUCUUCGUUUCCACUGGUACUGGUGGAGGUAACGAGGUCACUGCAGUCAAUGCUUUGUCAACCUUUGCCCACCACGGUAUGAUUUACGUGCCAUUGGGCUACGCCAAGGUCUUCCCUGAACUCACCAACCUGAACGAGGUCCAUGGUGGUUCCGCUUGGGGUGCUGGUACCAUUGCUGGUGCUGACGGAUCUAGAAUUCCAACCGAGCUCGAGCUCAAGAUUGCUCGUAUCCAGGGACAAGAAUUUGCUACUGCCACAGAGAAACUCUCUAAAUAG